AUGGAGGCGAUCCUGCGGAAGCAGCUGAAGCAGUGGCAGCGUGCGUUCCGUGCGGAGCAUGGGCGUGAGCCGUCCAAGAGCGAUAUGCAGCGGCAUCCGGAGAUUUCGUCGACGUACGAUACGUGGCGCGCGCUCUCCGAGGCGACAAGCGCCAAGCCACGGCGCGAGAAGAAAACGAGCGCGUCAGAGGGAGCCAUGGCCGCGCCGCCCACGACGCCGACCAAGCCGCGAAAGUAUACCAUGGUCGCGAGCCCAAAGAACCCAUUCCGCUCGCCCCAAAAGCCGCGACGCGAGUACGAGCGAGCGCCCGAGUUUCCGUCGGCACUCGUCGAGGCCGAGGCGUACGAGUCGGACAUGAGCGACGAAGAGGCCAAGCCAAAGCAGCGCACACCGGUCAAGGCGGCGGCGGCGCCGCCGCCGCAGUCGUCUAUGCUUUUUACGCCACGGACCAAGGCACGGAAACGGCUGCGCGGCGAAGACGUACGCACGCCGCCCAGCGCGCGUAUCAAGCGCACCGACUCCCAGGCGCGCGCGCUCCUCGCGCAGAGCCCCCCAAAAGACGAGGCGCCACACGCCAAGCGGCGCAUCUUUUCCGCGCCGCAGGCGUCUCUCGACAGCGAUAUACCCAUGGAGACGGCCGACGAGGUGUUUGCGCCGUCGCCACGCAAGGGCGCGCAGGACACGCGCUCUUUCCGGCCCCUCUUUCGCACAGCCAGCACGGCCGAGCGCUCGCCGGCCGCGAGCCCGGAGCGCCCGGUGGCCUCGUCGCAGGCCUCGUACGCCACGCCGCAGACCUCGCAGACGUCGGCCACAACACAGGCACCGGCCGUCGCGCCGGGCGCACAGACCCUACAGCUCGACGACGACACGCCCGAUGGCGCGGCCAUCAUGGUCCUGCCGUACCAGCGCUUUGGCUCGGCACGGACGCGGCCGGCGCACGAAGACGAGCGCGACGAAAUCGACGCGCUGCACUACUCUCUGCCUACGCACGAUCUAUCCGACGACGACACGCCAAUGCCGACACUCACCGGCAUCGAGGGCCUGUCGCUCGUGUCGCCCGCGCGGCACACGCAGCGUGCCGCGCUGCGUCGCCGCGAGAAGAAUACGCGCCUCACCGACGGCCUAUUUGACGCGGAUACGACCAUCACAGAGCCAGUCCACGCGCGCGGCGACCUCGACGCGGACGAAGCCGACUCGGACGAGUGGGCGAGCGAGGCGUCCGAAGGCGAGUACGGCCUCGGCGACGGCGAAAUGGAGAGGGUCGACAUUUUGUAG
Molecule: messenger RNA, 1275 nt
Organism: Malassezia japonica
Lineage: Eukaryota; Fungi; Basidiomycota; Malasseziomycetes; Malasseziales; Malasseziaceae
Exons: 1
Coding region: 1-1275 (424 amino acids)
Biological process (GO): double-strand break repair via break-induced replication; DNA replication initiation; mitotic DNA replication preinitiation complex assembly
Cellular component (GO): DNA replication preinitiation complex
Molecular function (GO): DNA replication origin binding; single-stranded DNA binding
Source: RefSeq, a predicted model, not a curated record